Messenger RNA from Habropoda laboriosa, 369 nucleotides. RefSeq lists its product as uncharacterized. The coding region runs from base 28 to 369 and encodes 113 amino acids. The transcript has a single exon. NCBI's taxonomy places the organism in Eukaryota, Metazoa, Arthropoda, Insecta, Hymenoptera, Apidae. The record is from RefSeq and is a predicted model, not a curated record.
UGGAUUUUUUCGUCGCGAGCACGCGACAUGGAUGCCCUGGAAUUGCAAGCGGCCCUGGUCAAGCUAGAUCCGGCCACCACGGUUACACCGAUCGGUUCGAACGUGAAAAUGCUGCCACCACCGCCGCCACCUCAUCAUCGCCAUCAUCAUCAUCAUCGUAUCACGUUCACCGCCGAUCUGGACGUGAACGAUCUGACGGUGGAGAGCGCGGUGCAAAACGACGCGAAGUCGAACACCAUCGUGUCGACGACGUUGCAGACAAGUAGGAAGCACUGUUCCGUACAGCUGACUGUACCCAGACGUCAGAACAACGACCCGAACAACCCGCAGAUAGAAGUGUCGAGGUGCGAGAUGGCUGAGGUCAGGUGA